Molecule: messenger RNA, 489 nt
Organism: Cotesia congregata
Lineage: Eukaryota; Metazoa; Arthropoda; Insecta; Hymenoptera; Braconidae
Source: the annotation of a GenBank genome assembly
AUGAAUUUUCACUACCGACAUUUGUGUGGUCAGGAACCGCGAUAUAGAUGUCCGUAUUGUACCCUAAAGACCAAACGAACUUAUAAUAUUUAUAGACACAUAGACCGUUAUCACUAUGGUGAAAAAAAGAUCAAUAAAGCAAGACUUAAAAUUAAUAAAAAACUAACAAAAAAUUUUUUUUUGCAGAAAUUGGGCCCGAAAUUCCCGAGACUCGUCGCUUACACGGAAGAAGACCGCGAGGAUGCUUGGUACCCGGGGAAGAUGGCGUACCAUUGUCCGAGGUGUAACGCGGGGUAUACCUACAAAAAGACUCUCAAGACCCACCUGAAGUACGACUGCGGGAAAGAGCCCAGGUUCAAGUGUCCCUAUUGUAACAAGAAGGACAAGUGCUCAUCGAAUAUUUACAAACAUGUUCGGCUUAGGCACGACGGGCUGCCUGUUACUAUCAGACCAGAAGAUGGUCAACAGGAGUCUCAAGUUACUAAUUAA